This is a messenger RNA of Dipodomys spectabilis (banner-tailed kangaroo rat), 396 nucleotides long. Its product is annotated as collagen alpha-2(I) chain-like. NCBI's taxonomy places the organism in Eukaryota, Metazoa, Chordata, Mammalia, Rodentia, Heteromyidae. The coding region runs from base 1 to 396 and encodes 131 amino acids. The record is from RefSeq and is a predicted model, not a curated record. The transcript has a single exon.
AUGUGCGGGACGGGACGGGAAGCGGGCCGGGGUGUCCUGUCAGCCGGACUGGGGGUGUGGGGGCCCCCGGGGUGUCCUGUCAGCCGGACUGGGGGUGUGGGGGCCCCCGGGGUGUCCUGUCAGCCGGACUGGGGGUGUGGGGGCCCCCGGGGUGUCCUGUCAGCCGAACUGGGGGUGUGGGGGCCCCCGGGGGGUCCUGUCAGCCGGACUGGGGGUGUGGGGGCCCCCGGGAUGUCAGCCAGACUGGGGAUGUGGGGGCCCCCGGGGUGUCAGCCGGACUGGGGAUGUGGGGGCCCCCGGGGUGUCCUGUCUGCCGGACUGGGGGUGUGGGGGACCCCGGAGUGUCAGCCAGACUGGGGGUGUGGGGACCCCGGGGUGUCCUGUCAGCCGGACUAG